Messenger RNA from Phlebotomus papatasi, 1183 nucleotides. Its product is annotated as dnaJ homolog subfamily B member 12-like. Gene Ontology annotation, biological process: cellular response to misfolded protein. The record is from RefSeq and is a predicted model, not a curated record. NCBI's taxonomy places the organism in Eukaryota, Metazoa, Arthropoda, Insecta, Diptera, Psychodidae. Bases 86 to 1114 code for a protein of 342 amino acids. Gene Ontology annotation, cellular component: endoplasmic reticulum membrane. The transcript is spliced from 4 exons. Gene Ontology annotation, molecular function: Hsp70 protein binding.
AGUCUCCAUUGUUGUUUUCUUUCUUGAGUGGUUGUAAACACAUUGAAGAAAAGUGAAAAAAUCAUUUUUCUGUGAUUUUCCUGCCAUGGAGGGUAAUCGAGAUGAGGCUAGAAGGUGCAUAGAACGUGCUUACAUAUAUUUAAAAUCAAGAAAUGUGGAAAAUGCCCGGAAAUUCGCUCUGAAAGCCCAAAAACUUUAUCCCUCGAUUCAGGGUCAGAAUCUUCUCAAUGAGAUUGAUUCCCUGACCGAGGGAAGUAGUGCAAAUGGGGAAGUGCCUCAUGAUGAGCCCCAGUAUCAAGAGGAGCAAGAAGUAAAAUACACACAGGAACAAGUAAAUCUUGUGACACGAAUAAAGAAAGCCAAAAAUUUCUAUGAAAUGCUGGGUGUUACUAAAGAUUCCACAGACAGUGAAAUCCGGAAGUCCUACAAGAAAUUGGCUCUGCACCUUCAUCCAGACAAAAAUCACGCUCCAGGAUCCGUUGAAGCCUUCAAAGCAUUGGGUAAUGCUGUGGCUGUACUGACGGAUCCGGAAAAGAAGAAAAACUAUGAUCUAUUUGGAGAUAGGAGUUUCUCCAGCGGCAGGAAUGCAUCUCAUAGACACAAUCAGGAUAUGUAUCGUGAAUUUCAGUCGGAUGAAGCUGCCGAGGAGCUUUUUAAUAUGUUUUUCAGGGAUGGGUUUUCAUCAAAUUCCGGACAUCGACGGUAUACCCACCGUCAUCAUGAUAACAAUCAGCCAAGUCUGGCCUUUGGGCUUAUCCUUGUUCUUGUGGUGGUUUCACUCAUGUCAACAUUCCUCACAUCAGAUCCACUUUACAGCCUCCAGCAGUCCUCAAAAUAUCCAGUGGCCAGGAAAACAGCUGAACUUUCAAUACCCUACUACGUUAGGCAUAAUUUCCAGCAGGACUAUACUGGAUCACUGGCUAGACUCGAGCUUUCCGUGGAGGAAGAGUAUAUCAUUGGGAUGAAGAAAAUGUGCAUGAGAGAACGACACUACAGAGAUGCAAUGAUGUCCCGUGCACAGCACUUUGGCAACAAGGAGCACUUCUCACAGGCUCAAUCACUAAAGACACCCUCCUGUGAUACACUUUAUCGCAUUGGAAGAUAUAAUUUUUAGUUUUAUUAGCCAAAAUUGUAAAAAAAAAAUUGAUGGGAAAAAUGCACUGUGUCCGUUGCGUUAGAAAAA